AUGCCUCGCCCGCGCGACGACGCGCGCGACACCGCGCGCGCAUCGCCGUCGGUCGACUCUACCGCGAGUCUGCGCUCGUUUGUCGCCCGUUUGUCGUCGCCAUCGUCGCGCGAACGCGCCGCCGCCGCGGAAUCACUGCUCGAGCUGCGCAUCGGCGACGAGGGUCACGGCGCCGCUUGGGCGCUCGCGCUGUGCGCGUCGGGGUGCGUCGUGCCUUUGUUGAGGUCCGUGCAAGCGGUCGAGCGCGACAGCGCGACGGGGGCACCGGUGGAGAGCGCGGACGCGGACGCGCUCGCGGCGAGCGACGGCGCGCUGUUGGUUUUGAGCGAACUCGGCGGCGUCGCGAAUGGAUUGCUCGAGAACGAGGGGUAUCAGGUGGAGCUCGACGAGAGCACCGGACAACCGAUUUUCGUGGAUUCGUCGAGCGGGAUGGCGAGCGCGACGACGCCGACGUUGAGAGCACAGGAUGAAUUGGACGCGGAGGAGCGUUGGACGUUUGCGUUGUUGAUCGAGACGUUGACGUUGGUGACGCCGUUGGGGGUCGACGCGCGCACUGGGAAGUUGACGUGGAGCGUAGAAGUCAUUGAGCACGUGGAAAGAGCGGAAGACAGUGGGCUUGAGGCGCUGAGUGUGAUCGAUAUGGCGGUGGAGGAUGGGUCCGGGGGCGAAUGCACGAGAGCGCUCGUGCGCGGCCCGUGGAGAGGGAGCGACGGUGCAGUCGAGGCGGAAAAGGACCCGAACGAACCGCUCGGAUUGGCGUUAGAUUCGUGGAGAGAUGCGACGUACGUCGCGGUGGCGAUGGCAUCGCCGGGGGACGGUCCAGUGCGAAGGGUGUUGGCGCUGGGAUGCGCCGGAGGCGCCGCCGUGGCGUCGUUCAUGCGCACGUACUCACCGGAGACGCGCGUCGACGUCGUCGAACAAGAUGGCACGGUCGUGGACUUGAUGGUGAAAUAUUUUGGUUUGGAGUGCACGCGAUGUGAUAAAAAGGUGCACGCGAGCGAUGCAGGCGCUCGCGGGGAGAUUAGAGUUUGGAGCGAAGACUUUUUAGAUUUUCUCGAACGCGCGAGCGGCGCCAAGUACGACGCCAUCGUAGGAUCUUGGCCACAAGGCGACGAUGAGACGAUCGUACUGCGUGUACGAACGCUUAUCAACGCCGAUACCGGUGUUUUGGCGUUAUCGGGCAUGAAUGGAUCCGCUUUGGAGGCGCUGGGCGACAAUGCGCACUUGCUGCGAGAUCCCGCCGACGUCACUUUUGAGGACGUGGAAAGUCGGCCAGAAAAGCGUACGAGGACGAGCGCAACGAGCGAUGUGAGAGAACGCGAUAUCGUAUGCACUUGGUUCGACCCGUCGAAGAAUGUUGAAAGUUUUCAUCCCGAGCACUGGCACGCGCGACUGCGAGAAAAGCUUGGCGCCGACGCCGCUCGAUUUCCUUAUCGCAUCGCUGAUGUCGAUACACACGGGCACUUUACUGUGCUCGAUUACGCCGCCAACGACGAGGACGAGGACGUACGAAAUUUACCAGCGAUCGAUGACAAGAACUCGGCAUGGGACGCGUUCGGAGACGAGGGCGAAGAUGCAGCUCCGGGAAAGGCAAUUUCGACGAACGUUUUCGACGCAACCUACUGGAACGCCAUUUUAAGCACGCACGGCUGCGCGGUGUCAAGCAACAGCGAUGCGACCGUGAGUGAAAUCGACGCUAGCGCAACGCAAGAGCACGUGGCGUCGCUACAAGAGAACGGCUACGUGUGGGGCGAUGUUAUCGUGCCGAUUAAGGAUACCAACGCGCUCCGCAGCGGCAUCGAGGCGCUCGUCGACGCCAAGUGGCCGCCGGCGUGCAUAUUCGUUUCCGACGUUGCCUGGCGUGUCAUCGACUUGCUAUUCGCGCACGCGGAGGUCCUACUUGGCGGUGAGUGCGUGUUAGAACCAUCCGUUGCCGCGUUCAAGCUCGAAAAAGACGCAUCUGGGAAGCGUUACAUCGGUAACAACUUUGGCGUUCCGCAUCGCGACUACUCCCUCUCGGACGCCGUCGACGAAGAUGGUAAAACGCAAGUCCUCAGCCUUUGGCUCCCGUUGAACCGCGUCACGGAAACAAGUGGGUGCAUGUACGUCGUGUCGAAGAAAGACGACGAAGAUGGUGGGCGAAGUGACGUUUCAAAAUCCGCCCCCGAGGUGCCUCGCGGCGCCGCCAAGCCCCUCGCCCCCGUCGACGCCGGCGCCCUCCUCGCAUGGUCAGGAAACAUCAUCCACUGGGGCAGCGCGUGUGAAAUCGACAGCCCAGAUCCACCACGCAUGAGCGUCGCCUUCGUCUUCCGUAGGCGCGGCCGCGCUGAGGCGCGAGCCGACGCCCGAUGUCCCCCGCUCGAUCGCGCCGCCGCGCGCGCCGCCGACCUUCGCCGCCGUCUCGACGUCAUCCAUCACGCCAUCGGCGUCUUCGAGCACUGGUACGGCGACACCGACGAAAUCAAGGCUCGAUUGAAGCAAUAG
Ostreococcus lucimarinus CCE9901 is the source of this 2484-nucleotide messenger RNA. RefSeq lists its product with no specific name. The transcript has a single exon. NCBI's taxonomy places the organism in Eukaryota, Viridiplantae, Chlorophyta, Mamiellophyceae, Mamiellales, Bathycoccaceae. The record is from RefSeq and is a predicted model, not a curated record. The coding region runs from base 1 to 2484 and encodes 827 amino acids.